This is a messenger RNA of Aspergillus puulaauensis, 2346 nucleotides long. RefSeq names its product ZZ-type zinc finger protein. Gene Ontology annotation, molecular function: zinc ion binding. Lineage: Eukaryota; Fungi; Ascomycota; Eurotiomycetes; Eurotiales; Aspergillaceae. The transcript is spliced from 7 exons. The record is from RefSeq and is a predicted model, not a curated record. The coding region runs from base 1 to 2346 and encodes 781 amino acids.
AUGGACUUCUUGCAGACAGACAUACCCUCCGUGCAGGACCUCGUGCAUUCGGGUGAACCAUUUGUCCCCUUUUCCGAGUUCUCGGCCCAGACUCUCCAGGCUCAACCAGACGAAGACACCUCUCGUUGGAUUGAAAACAAGAUCCGUGAUGGAAAGCCCUUUGUUAUACGUGGAUUUACACAAACAAUUCGGUGGCAGAGGGCCAGCCUGAACAAUGAAAGUCUAGUUCGGCUUUCUUCAUCGGGAGUAAUCCCAGUGAGGAACUGCCAGACAGGAAGAGAUAUUAAAAUGCGACUACGGGAUCUUCUUUCGUAUUCAGAUGAUGCCCGUACGGGCAGCGUUCGGGAAUUCCUCUAUGCGAAGGAUUUGCACUGUCCGCGGGAAUGGGUGAAUUCCUUUGAAAGCCUUUUACCGUCGUCGUUGAGGCAUCUUGGUUCACUUGACCUGUUCCGAGUACUGCCAAAAGAGACAACACCGGAAGUACUGAUGGCCUACGUUGGGUCACGAAAAUCCUUCUCUGGGUUUCACAGAUGUUUCAGUGCGACUGUAGCGCUCAAUCUUAUAAUCGAAUCGGAUGGUGAUGGACCUGGCUCCAUAUGUUUUGGAACAGACAGGGAAUCGCAACUCAGAUAUGAUACAUUCAUGAAUGCACAGGGAAAAUCCGCUCACACUGACUGGGUCAACAUAUCCAUUGACAAGUUAAAAUCGGCUGACUUCCCAAUCUAUGUCACCGACCAAAGGCCUGGCGACCUUGUGGUCUUCCCUACCGCCACUGCCCACCAGAUUUGGAAUGUCAGCCCUAUGGUUAGCAAGGUAGUCUGGAAUAUAAUGCAUGCUAGCUCGGUGGCAACUUUCUUUGACUACGUGCAGCCUGUUUACCAGAGACAAUGCCAUGCAGACACCGGUCGAGUUCCUUUGAUUCCAAUGUAUGCACUACAAAGCGGCGCAUGCGGAAGAGAAGAGGAAACCCUCCUUCUAGAUGUUCUUCACAAACAAGUCGAUGAUGAAGAUACCAGACGAGAAUCUGCACUACCAAUAAAGACAAUUGAUACUCAAGGUGCUGUUGUCGAAUGCAACUUUUGCGGGCUCACAAUAUGGAAUCGCCAUCUACAUUGUGAAAAAUGCGGCGACUUUGACUUAUGUUUAAGGUGCUUCAUUUCCGGAAGAAGCUGUAAACAUAUUGCCGACUACACCUGGGCAGAAAUACUGCCGCGCGGACGAUGUCAAGACAUUAUUCAAGCGGCAAGAAGCAGAACCGGUGUUGAAGUUUCUCACAUUUCAACAGCUUCAAAGCAAAUAUCGCUCGGUGCUGUAGCUGUUGCUGCAAUGGAAGCUCGACGGCAAUUAACCGAACGACUUUGCCAUCUAUGUCGUGAUAGCCACCCUGCAUGGAAAGGCAUAAUAUGCAACCAGUGCUCCGCCUUCUUCUGCUUUCGAGGUCUUCAUCGCCAUUUUGACGUUGUUCUGACUUCGUUCUUAAGGAAUGGCGACUCCUGGCAUUGUCCGAAAUGCGAGUGCAUCUGUAAUUGUCGUUGUUGCCAUUUCCAUCAACCAUAUCAGAGCAGAGACAAGCCGGUACAAGCGCGGAUUAAACCAAUCGACACUCGAGGACGCAUCCUCGGGUUUGUGGAUAAUGUAUUCGAUCAAAAACGGGGGAAAAGAGCAAGUCUUGCCGUAACAAGUGCUUCACCGAAUCAAGGUCUAUCUCCCCGAGGGGUGAAACGAUCUCUCCCACAUACAAAUGAAGGAGAGCCGGGAAGUUCAUGGCAGCACAGGGACUCUUUUGCGGUUGUAAGCGCUGGAUCACAUGGGACACCGAGUCUGGACACGUCCAAUGUGUCUCCAGUAACCAUGGCUACGCCUAGUAGAAAUGACAUGGGCCAGACUCCCUCUCGAGUAUUCGACCCUCUGGGCCCAUUUCGCAGGGAGAAUCAGAGCCAGGCCGGGUCGCCGUUUUCAGACAUCCAGCAGUCUUCCCGUUCGUCUGAGACACAUCCAGGACACUAUCCUCAUCUUCCCCCACCAACCUCCUUCACCAGCGUGCUAGAAACGCCCGUGUCUAGUGGUCCAGCCGAGCGAGUUGAUCCCAAGGGUGAUGCUACGGACGAAGAAAACAUCCAUGACUUGGGGAGCAAACUCGAAGCCCUUCGUGGAUACGCAAACGACAUUCUUGAGCUUUCCUUGGUAGAGUCUCAUGCGAAGAUUCUGGAUCGAAUCUCGCAGCUUGAAACUGAGAUUGAGAAACGGAAGCGACGGAAAACCGAACUACUCUUGAGUAGAUUGGAUCGCGACUUUCCCGAUCUAGCGGAUCUUGCAAGGGAAGAAGCGCGACGCCGGGGCGUUUAA